CUUUUUUAUACUCAUAGAAUGGUUCAACACGGUUUUGAAAAAUUUAACCAUGUCCAAGUGACUCCUCAUCCCAAGAUUUUCAAUACUAUUUUGGAAAACGUUGGUCGUACUCCUUUGGUACGUAUCAAUAAGAUUGGAAAAGAAGAAGGAUUAAAAUGUGAACUCUUGGCCAAGUGUGAAUUCUUCAAUGCUGGUGGAUCUGUCAAAGAUCGUAUUGCUGUUCGAAUGAUUCAAGAAGCUGAAAAUGCUGGUAUCAUCAAACCUGGUGUAAGCACCAUUAUUGAACCCACUUCUGGUAACACUGGUAUUGGUUUGGCUUUGGCUGCUGCAGUUAAAGGUUAUCGUGUUAUUAUUACUUUACCUGAAAAGAUGUCUCAAGAAAAGGUGGAUGUUUUGAAGGCUCUUGGUGCAGAAAUCAUUCGUACUCCUACUGAAGCUGCAUGGGAUGCUCCUGAAAGUCAUAUUUCAAUUGCCAAAAAGUUACGUGAUGAAAUUCCUAAUGCCGUCAUUUUGGACCAAUAUGGAAAUCCUUAUAAUCCUGUGGCUCAUUAUGAUACAACUGCUGAAGAAAUUUUGGCUGCUUGUGAUGGGAAAUUAGAUAUGCUUGUUGCUGGUGCUGGUACUGGUGGUACUAUCACUGGUUUGGCUGCCAAGAUUAAGGAAAAGUGCCCUACUUGCAAAAUUGUUGGUGUUGAUCCCAUUGGUUCCAUUCUUGCUCAACCAGAAUCUCUCAAUACAGAAGGUGGUUCUUAUCAAGUGGAAGGUAUUGGUUAUGAUUUCGUUCCUGAUGUAUUGCAACGUUCCUUGGUUGAUGAAUGGAUUAAGUCUGAAGAUAAACCAUCUUUGUUGAUGUCUCGACGUCUUAUCCGUGAAGAAGGUUUAUUAUGUGGUGGCUCUUCUGGUACUGCUAUGUAUGCUGCUUGUCAGGCUGCCAAGGGAUUGAAGGAAGGUCAACGCUGUGUUGUUAUUUUACCCGAUUCUGUCCGUAACUACAUGACCAAGUUUUUGAACGACGAUUGGAUGCGAAGCAAGGGAUUCACUGAUGAAAAGUUCGAAGCUCAAAGUUUUGAAAAGAAGGCUGAAGCUGAAUAUGGUGGUGCUACAGUUCGUAACUUGGGUCUUGCUCAAGCUGUUAGUGUGGAUGGUGAAACUACUUGCCGUGAAGCCAUUGAGACAAUGGAAAAGAAUGGAUUCGAUCAAUUACCUGUUACAGCUGGACCUCAUCAUCGUCUUCGUGGUUUGGUUACCAUGGGUAAUAUCUUGUCUCGUAUUGCUUCUGGAAAAGCCAAACCCUCAUCAUCUGUAUCUGAUGUCAUGUUCAAAUUUGCCAAUGGUACCAAACAUUUUGAAGAGAUUACCGUAGAUACUCCUUUGGACAAGCUCACCCGUUUCUUUGAAACCAAUUCUAGCGCUUUGGUGACUGAAAAGACAGAAGGUGUUCUCAAGGUGAAGCAUGUUGUAACAAAGGUGGAUUUGUUGUCUUAUUUGGUCAAACAUGUCAAGGCUUAGAUUAUCUAUUUUAGUCAUCUUUUUACUUCAUCUUUUUUUUUUAUGCAUUUCGCAUUGAUUGCUUUCCAUUCUUAUUUUUUUUUUCAUUUGUUUUUAUUUUAUUCUCUUUUCCCUAUUACAUUCGAAAUAAAAUCAUCUGCAUUAUAUCC
Halteromyces radiatus is the source of this 1658-nucleotide messenger RNA. RefSeq names its product cystathionine beta-synthase. The transcript has 7 exons. Bases 19 to 1509 code for a protein of 496 amino acids. Gene Ontology annotation, cellular component: cytoplasm. The record is from RefSeq and is a predicted model, not a curated record. Gene Ontology annotation, molecular function: cystathionine beta-synthase activity; cysteine synthase activity. NCBI's taxonomy places the organism in Eukaryota, Fungi, Mucoromycota, Mucoromycetes, Mucorales, Cunninghamellaceae.